Molecule: messenger RNA, 3389 nt
Organism: Annulohypoxylon truncatum
Lineage: Eukaryota; Fungi; Ascomycota; Sordariomycetes; Xylariales; Hypoxylaceae
Product: phospholipase D/nuclease
Exons: 9
Coding region: 625-3234 (869 amino acids)
Biological process (GO): intracellular signal transduction; phosphatidic acid biosynthetic process; cell motility
Molecular function (GO): D-type glycerophospholipase activity
Source: RefSeq, a predicted model, not a curated record
UGCUGGCACCCCACUACCACAACGGAGAGCCGUCACUCUUUUGCCGUAUUGUGCCUAAGAAUUACAGUAUUUCAUACAGUGCAUAAUUCCAUGCAGCUCACUUCGUCACGUUUAGCGGGGGAGGGGUAUAUUUACAACUCAUAGGUCCAUUUACGUCCAGCUACAUCCUAUCAACAUCUCAGCUUACUGGCAAACCACUUCCAGGUAUGACCAUUGAAUGACCAUUGAAAGAUCGUAUUUACUGGAGUUGGUUGCAAGAUUCCCCUGACGUGCUAAGCCUGGAAACGAAACCUGAUUUGUUAAUAGUCGCUAUUAGGGGCUGAUGCAAGCCAAGACUUCAGCUAGAAAGCGUCUUGGUCCCGUCUUGGUCCCACGAUCACCCCUCCAUAAUAAGCCGUGAUUCAACCUGACUAGAAAGGCUAUCAUCUUGGGACGGAGAGUUGUUUACUUAUACGUAUUCGAGACACCGGAUAGAUGAAGAAUAUAUCUACCUCUCUAACGUUCUUCAAUUCUACUCUUUUUUAUCCUUUCUGUAUCUAGUAGUCUAGACGUCUAUUCAAAAACUCUACACAACUAUUUUCUACACCCACAUAUUUGCAUACGUAACCCCUCGUUAUCUCCAGGAUGGAUCUUUUCCGUAAGGCGGAAGACGUCUUCCACGAAGUGAAAGAGGCUUUACAUCAUCACGACGACGAGGAACGCCCACAGGCCGAGCAAUCUCACGCUGAUAGCGGCGAGAAUGUCCAACCGCAAACCAACACCAGCAACUAUCGUUUCCAAUCCUUUGCUCCCGAGACCUCCGGCGCCGUAAAGUGGUUUGUCGAUGGAGCGUCGUAUUUCUACGCUGUAUCUCUAGCCCUUGAAGAGGCCAGAGAGAGUGUUUAUAUCUUGGAUUGGUGGCUGAGUCCUGAGCUUUACCUACGUCGACCUCCUUCGCGCAAUGAACAGUACCGUCUCGACAAUAUGCUGCGGGCCGCCGCUGAGAGAGGCGUCGAGAUUCGCGUGAUCGUAUAUAAGGAGGUUACUCAGGCCUUGACUCUGGAUUCUGCGCACACCAAGCAUGCCCUCGAGGCCUUGCACCCCAAUAUCAAGGUAUUCAGACAUCCUGACCAUACCCCAACGGACACGAAAAAGCUCGAGACAGCCUUUUCCGACUUGUCCCUAGACAGGCUUAGGCUAGACGAUUUCAGCCUGUCUAAGUUCUCGGGAGAUGCAUUGAAGCAGCUGUACGGUUCAUUCGGUGAUACUGUCCUGUACUGGGCUCACCACGAGAAACUAUGCAUUGUUGACCGACGCAUUGCCUUCAUGGGUGGUCUGGAUAUGUGCUUUGGAAGAUAUGACACGAACAGUCACCCUAUCGCCGAUGCUCAUCCUGGUAACCUCGAUGAGAUUAUAUUCCCCGGUCAGGACUUCAACAAUGCCCGAGUCUACGACUUCGAGGGUGUUAACAACUGGGACCAUAAUAAGCUUGACCGAACGAAGAGCUCGAGAAUGGGCUGGUCUGACAUUGCCAUCUCCCUAAAGGGUCCCAUUGUCGGUAGCCUGAUCAACCACUUCACAGACCGAUGGAAUUUCAUAUUUGACGAGAAGUACACCAAGAGAGAUGCCGGCAAAUAUGACAAGAUUGGCUUUAGUGGCCACAGGGACCGGGCUCCUGAACAUCACCACCACUUCAUGGGUGACUUCGAGGGCCAAGUCGGCCGAGGCUUUAGACAUGUCGUCGGAUGGGACGGCGAAGAAGGCGUUGAACAUCGCGAUCGUGGCCGUAACAAUUACGAACGUUCGGGCGAAGUCAAGAUCCAGCUUUGCCGAAGCUGCUGUGAAUGGUCUGCCGGCCAUCCCACCGAGCACUCGAUUGCAAACGCGUACAUCAACGCCAUCGAGAACGCCCAGCACUUCAUCUACAUCGAGAACCAGUUUUUCAUCACCGCGACCUCCGACGAGCAAAAGCCCGUCGAGAACAAAAUCGGCGCCUCCAUCGUCUCGCGCAUCGUGCGCGCGUACAACAACAACGAGGACUUCCAAGUCAUCGUCCUGAUGCCCGCCGUACCCGCCUUCGCAGGAGACCUGCACUCGGACGGCGCGCUAGGUACCCGAGCCAUCAUGGAGUUCCAGUACAACAGCAUCAACCGCGGCGGGCACAGCAUCAUCGAGUGCCUGCAGCAGCAAGGCAUCGAGGACUGGCGUCGCUACAUCGGCUUCUACAACCUGCGCAACUACGACCGCAUCAACGCGUCCGCGACCCUGCGCCGCGCCGAGCGCGAGUCCGGCGUCGAUUACGAGGACGCGCGCCGCGAGUACGAUGACCGCGUCGGCGGGUACCCGUACGGCGGCGGCAACGAAGACGGAAGGUACGACGGCAGUUACGACCGGUACCAAGAAGCGGCGCGCCGCACCGACGACCGCACCUGGGACACAGUAUCGGCGUGCUACAUGGACGGGGGCCCGGACAUCCGCUCCGUACCCUGGGAAGGGUCCGAGGACUCCGAACUCGACGCCUUCGUGUCGGAGGAACUGUACAUCCACAGCAAAGUGCUGAUCGCGGACGACCGGCUCGUGAUCUGCGGGUCGGCGAACCUGAACGACCGCAGCCAGCUCGGCACGCACGAUUCCGAAAUCGCGGUCGUGAUCGAGGACCCGGAACCCGUCGACAGCGUGAUGAACGGGCGGCCGUACACGGCGUCCCGGUUCGCGACGUCGCUAAGGCGCCAGCUCUGGCGCAAGCACCUCGGCCUGCUCCCGGACCAGCGCUGGGACGAGCCGACGGCCAACUGGACGCCCGUCGACCGCGACCCGCAGCAGUACGACUGGGGCUCGCGCGCGGACCGGCUCGUCGAGGACCCGAUGAGCGAGGACUUCCGGCGUCUGUGGACCGAAACCGCGCGCACGAACACCGAGGUGUUUAGUAAAGUGUUCCACCCCGUCCCGAACGACCUCGUACGUACCUGGGACCAGUAUAAGGAUUUCUUUAGUCGGUACUUCGUCAUUCCCGGUGGCGAUGAUAAGAAAGAGGAUGAUAAGAAGGAGGAGGAAGAGGCGAAUAGCGAGGGCAAGGUCGAGUACGGACACGUCGUGCGCGACGAGUUCCCCGGCGGCGUGGCGGAGGUCAAGGAGUGGCUUAGCCGCGUCCGCGGUACCCUCGUCGAGAUGCCGCUGGAGUUUCUGAUCGACGUCGAGGACCUGGCUAAGGAUGGGCUUACGCUGAAUGCGUUUACGGAUGAGAUUUACACUUGAGUGUGUGCGUACCUAUGCGUAGUCGUAUGUCGGCUGGUGAUUUGGCGAGACUCGUGGACAGGGGGGUUGUAAACCUUGAGGCUCGUCUCGUGUGCUUACCUACCUAGGUUCUUGUUUAUAGACAGCUCCCUGAAUGAAUGACUUCUGAUACUGUG